AUGGCGAAUAUUCCUAGGACGCACGAAGAUAUUGAAGCGCGUAUAAAAGAAAUCCAAGCUAAGAAAAAGGAAUUGUCUAAUGAUGAAAAUGGUAUUAAUGACAAAAGUAGAAUUGGAUUAGGAGAAAGCGGGUAUUUUGAUCAAGAAAUAUACGAUAGAGGUGGUAGUAAAUUUGACGGUUAUGUCACAUCUAUAGCUGCUAAUGAUGAAGUUGAUGAUGAUGAUUAUGAAUUAACCACUUUUACACAAAAAAAACCUGAAUACAAUGCACCAGUUGCAUUGCUUAAUGAUAUAGCUGUUAGUGAAAAAGACUAUGAUCCAUUUGCUGAAACUAGGAGACCUACAAUUGCUGAAAAAGAAGAUGAAUACAGACAGAAAAGGAGAAGGAUGAUUAUUUCACCUGAUCGUAUUGAUCCAUUUGCUGAAGGAGGUAAAACUCCAGAUGUAGGAUCCAGGUCAUAUACUGAAAUUAUGAAAGAACAAAUGCUUCGUGGCGAAGAAUCAGAAGUUCGCAAAAAAAUCGCUGAGAAAUCUAAAGAUGGUACUUUAAAAAUCACAAAUGGUGAUACAAAUAACAAAGUUGUGGCGGGAAUGAAAAAACGUGGUCGAUGGGAUCAAGUACAAGAUGUUGAAGUAGCCCCUUCAAAGAAAAAAAUAACUGCAACCUUUUUUGAUAAAGACGACGCUACACCAGCUCAUGCUAAGUGGGAUGAAACUCCUGGUCACCCUAAAGGGAGUGAAACUCCCGGUGCCACACCUGGUCAAAGUACUAGAAUGUGGGACGCAACCCCUGGUCAUGCCACACCCGGUGCUGCUACUCCAGGGAGAGAAACUCCGGGACAUGAAAAGGGAGCUUCAAGCCGAAGAAAUAGGUGGGACGAAACACCAAAAACGGAAAGAGAAACACCUGGACACAAUUCGGGUUGGGCUGAAACUCCUCGGACAGAUCGUACAGGAACAACAGGAGAAUUAAUUGAAGAAACACCUACACCGUCUGCCAGUAAAAGAAGGUCUCGUUGGGAUGAAACUCCUGGAGCUCAGUUAACUCCUUCACUUACUACACCAGGUGGUUUAGCAACUCCUGCUGGUCUAACUCCUCAAACUCCUGGAACUCCUAUUACACCUCACGGAGCGACACCAUCUAUGAUGACUCCAGGCACUGCAACACCUACAGGAGCAAAAGCUAUGGCUAUGGCCACUCCGACUCCAGGACACUUGGCAGCUAUGACUCCUGAACAGAUUCAAGCUUACAGAUGGGAGCGGGAAAUAGAUGAGCGAAAUCGUCCUUACAGUGAUGACGAAUUGGACUCAAUGUUUCCGCCCGGAUAUAAAGUUCUUCAGCCUCCGGCUGGGUAUAUACCCAUAAGAACCCCAGCAAGAAAGCUUACAGCUACUCCAACUCCUUUAGGAGGUACAACCACGGGUUUUUUUAUCCAACAGGAAGAUAAAAUGGCCAAAUAUAUGGAUAACCAACCAAAAGGAAACUUACCUUUUAUGAAACCAGAAGAUGCCCAAUAUUUCGAUAAACUUCUUGUGGAUGUUGACGAAGAAACUUUAUCUCCGGACGAACAAAAAGAAAGGAAAAUAAUGAAGCUACUUUUAAAAAUAAAAAAUGGUACUCCUCCAAUGAGAAAGGCUGCUCUUAGACAAAUCACAGACAAAGCAAGGGAAUUCGGUGCCGGGCCUUUAUUUAAUCAAAUAUUGCCUUUGCUUAUGAGUCCCACUCUCGAAGAUCAAGAACGUCAUUUGCUGGUGAAAGUUAUUGAUAGGAUUUUGUACAAGUUGGACGACUUAGUUAGGCCUUACGUUCAUAAAAUACUCGUAGUAAUAGAACCACUACUUAUUGAUGAAGAUUACUAUGCUCGUGUAGAAGGUCGUGAAAUAAUUUCGAAUUUAGCCAAAGCAGCCGGAUUGGCAACAAUGAUUUCAACUAUGCGUCCGGAUAUUGAUAACAUAGAUGAAUACGUUCGAAACACUACUGCACGUGCAUUUGCUGUUGUUGCAUCCGCUUUAGGAAUUCCUAGUUUAUUACCUUUCUUAAAGGCGGUUUGCAGAUCUAAAAAAUCAUGGCAAGCUCGUCAUACAGGAAUAAAAAUUGUUCAACAAAUAGCUAUUUUAAUGGGCUGCGCUAUUUUACCUCAUUUAAAGUCACUUGUUGAAAUCAUAGAACAUGGAUUGGUAGACGAACAGCAAAAAGUAAAAACUAUUACUGCUUUAGCGAUAGCUGCAUUGGCUGAAGCUGCCACGCCUUACGGUAUAGAAAGUUUCGAUUCCGUUUUGAAACCUCUUUGGAGAGGUAUCCGAACCCAUAGAGGAAAAGGUUUGGCGGCUUUCCUUAAAGCAAUCGGGUACUUAAUUCCAUUGAUGGAUGCCGAAUAUGCUAACUAUUAUACUCGGGAAGUAAUGCUUAUUUUGAUUCGUGAGUUUCAAUCUCCCGAUGAAGAAAUGAAAAAAAUCGUUUUAAAAGUCGUUAAACAAUGUUGCGGAACGGAUGGUGUAGAAGCACAGUACAUCAAAGACGAAAUUCUACCUCACUUUUUCAAACAUUUUUGGAAUCAUCGUAUGGCUUUAGAUCGAAGAAAUUACAGACAACUUGUUGACACGACAGUAGAAAUAGCUAAUAAAGUUGGAUCUUCAGAAAUGAUAAAUCGCGUAGUGGAUGAUUUGAAAGAUGAAAAUGAGCAAUACAGAAAAAUGGUUAUGGAAACAAUAGAAAAAAUUAUGAGCAAUCUAGGGGCUGCCGAUAUCGAUUCAAGAUUAGAAGAGCAGUUAAUUGAUGGAAUUCUGUAUGCUUUCCAAGAGCAAACCACGGAAGAUGUAGUCAUGUUAAACGGCUUUGGCACGAUAGUGAAUCAACUUGGUAAAAGAGUUAAACCAUACUUACCUCAAAUAUGUGGAACAAUUUUAUGGAGAUUAAAUAAUAAAAGCGCCAAAGUAAGACAGCAAGCGGCCGACCUUAUUUCGCGGAUAGCGGUUGUAAUGAAAACUUGUCAAGAAGAAAAACUAAUGGGUCACUUGGGUGUCGUUUUAUACGAAUAUCUGGGAGAAGAAUAUCCAGAAGUUUUGGGGUCUAUUCUUGGAGCGUUAAAAGCAAUUGUAAACGUCAUAGGGAUGACCAAAAUGACACCACCCAUAAAAGAUUUACUUCCGAGAUUGACACCAAUAUUGAAAAAUCGUCACGAAAAAGUACAGGAAAAUUGUAUAGAUUUAGUUGGAAGAAUAGCUGACAGAGGCCCUGAAUAUGUUUCUGCUAGAGAAUGGAUGAGAAUUUGCUUCGAGUUGUUGGAACUUCUUAAAGCUCACAAAAAAGCAAUUAGAAGAGCUACUGUCAAUACUUUUGGAUACAUUGCCAAAGCCAUUGGACCUCACGAUGUACUGGCAACUUUGUUAAAUAAUUUAAAGGUUCAGGAAAGACAAAAUCGAGUAUGCACGACCGUUGCUAUAGCCAUUGUUGCGGAAACUUGCUCUCCGUUUACCGUUUUGCCAGCUUUAAUGAAUGAGUAUAGAGUUCCAGAAUUAAAUGUUCAAAAUGGAGUAUUAAAAUCCUUGUCCUUUUUAUUCGAGUACAUAGGAGAAAUGGGAAAAGAUUAUAUAUAUGCAGUAUGCCCACUUCUGGAAGAUGCUUUGAUGGAUAGAGAUUUGGUUCAUCGACAAACGGCUUGUGCUGCCAUAAAACACAUGGCUCUAGGAGUUUAUGGUUUUGGAUGCGAAGAUGCUCUCAUUCAUUUAUUAAAUCACGUUUGGCCAAAUAUAUUUGAAACAAGCCCUCAUUUGGUGCAAGCAUUUAUGGAUGCCAUCGAAGGUUUACGAGUUGCUUUAGGCUCUAUAAAAAUACUGCAAUAUUCAUUACAGGGACUGUUUCAUCCCGCUCGUAAAGUGAGAGAUGUUUAUUGGAAAAUUUAUAAUUCUCUUUAUAUCGGAGGUCAGGAUGCUUUAGUGGCUGGGUAUCCUAGAAUACAUAAUGAUCCAAAAAAUCAAUAUAUUCGAUAUGAAUUAGAUUACAUUCUUUAA
Molecule: messenger RNA, 4011 nt
Organism: Pediculus humanus corporis (human body louse)
Lineage: Eukaryota; Metazoa; Arthropoda; Insecta; Psocodea; Pediculidae
Product: U2 snRNP component prp10, putative
Exons: 14
Coding region: 1-4011 (1336 amino acids)
Biological process (GO): spliceosomal complex assembly
Cellular component (GO): U2 snRNP; U12-type spliceosomal complex; catalytic step 2 spliceosome
Molecular function (GO): mRNA binding
Source: RefSeq, a predicted model, not a curated record